GCUAAUUGUGUUCCAAAACGGCACAGCUUUGAAAGUUUCUGCACAUUAUGCAUUAGCGUUAUCCAUUCUCGUACUAGUUCUGUUGAAUGGAAUUCUGUGUAAAUGGACGAAAACUUCACAAAAAAGAGUGAGAUCGAAAGGAAAAAUGAUAGCGUGGUUAUUGAUUCAGUGCUAAUGCAUAAAGCUACACCAGAAUAUCUCCAAGAACUGCUCAAAGACAAAAGACAGCUACAGAAUUUUCCAAACAUCUUUUUACAUUUAGAGUUCAUUCUUGAAAAAGGUGGUGCGGAGGUAAUGUCAGAACUAACAGAGUUUCAGUAUAGAUCACAAAACCGUAUCUGCAUCCUAACAUUUAUCAGUUUUAGUUUGUUUACGAUCUUCUUGUAUUUGAAGCGCUCAUCAAAUUAGCCUUAUGUUCACACUUUACUAUUCAAACCACACGUUGCUUUAGCUUGUCGUUAAUAUGUAGAGAAUUAUACUAAUUUUGUUUAAAUGUUGAAGUUAGCUAUUAAAAAUGUUACCGAAUUAAAAAUAAUACAUCAUUUGUGCUUUUAACUAGAAUCUAAUUCAGUCUUUAACGUUACCUUCUGUAUGACUAAAAUUUUGGCUAGCAUUAUUUGUUAAAGGGUCUUGAAAUACUAAUCUAAAACAAGCUUGAUUUCUGGUAUUGCACUUAUUCUAAUAUAUUUUGGAGGUAUUACAGUAACAUCAGCUCCCAGUUUUAAUUUCGUAAAAUCGGUAAUCAGGGUAUUCUCACAAUAAUAAAGUUAAUUUGAGUGUUCUUUCAGAAUCCGUUUGUUCCUCAAUUUCUUGAUUUCCUUUCCACAAUUGCUUUUGAUGUUUUAUUGCAGAAAUUACGCGUGUUAGGCAGAAGCUUUUUCAUUUAAAUGAGUCUGUGAAGAAGACUGAGAAUGAACUUCCAAUGCCAUCAGGUAACAUUGUAUCUCUACAAGAAAAAGUGUUUGUCCCAGUAAAAGAAAAUCCGAACUAUAACUUUGUUGGACGACUUCUUGGUCCAAGAGGUUUGACAGCUAAACAGCUUGAGCAAGAUUUGGAGUGUAAGAUCAUGGUCAGAGGUAAAGGAUCAUUAAGAGACAAACGAAAGGAGGACUUAAACAGGGGAAAACCGAACUGGGAACACUUAGAUGAAGAGCUCCACGUUUUGGUCAGUGUCGAAGACUUUGAAAGUCGGGCAGCAAUAAAACUCAGGAGAGCCUCUGAAACAAUUCGUGCAUUUCUUGAACAAGGAGUACGAACGCCAGAAAAUGAGGACAGACUGAAACAAUUACAGCUAAUGGAAUUAGCUGUUCUAAACGAUAAAGAUCGUCAGCAAGCUCAUAUCCAGCAGGUUCAACAGCAUCAACAGCUUAUCCUACAGCAUCAGUCACUCACAGUACUGAAUCAUCAAGCGGCGGCUGCAGCAGCCGCAGCAGCAGCUGCUGCUCAUAUACUUCCAUCGAAUAAAUACUCUUCGAAUAAUCUUCUACCUCAGAUUCAAUCACAAGUGCUUCCUGGAUCAUUAACAACAAAUUGUUUACUUCCUGGAUCAGUAAACUCAAGUUUGCCUCAAGCGACUUCAGUGCAUUCCAUUUCAAAUAAUCAAUUAUCUCAUUCUCUUCCGUCUUUCAGUUCAACGAAUUUAACCACUUAUUUACCAAAUACUAAUUUAUCUGGACUAUUGUAUCCUUUAACAGCUAAUGCAGCUUUGUCAGCUGCUGCUGCCGCUAGUACAGGAUCGGCAACAAACAAUGGACAGAUUAAUCUUAGUUUACCUUUAAGUCAAAUUGCCGGUAGUUUAAGCGGGAAUGGACUUUCCGGAUUGUCUUUACCAAUCGGUUCUAGCUUACAAACAGCUAGUCAUGACCAGUUAGCUGCUGUAGCAGCUGCUCUCCUGGGUGGAAAUACAACUGGAAAUAUUGGUGCAAGUGGAUCCAAUCUUCAUCUAUCAAAUGGAAAUGUUAGUAAUUAUGCGCCUAACAUGAAUUCAGUUGGUCAUAAUUACCCCAUGACUUCACAUUCGUCUUCACUUGCAGACGCUGUAAAUAUCCUAGAAUAUAAUAAUUCAUCAACUGUACAAGAUGGCAGUUCAGGACCCUUAAAACUACGUUCUGUGCAAGCCUCAUCAACUACAGUUGCCCGAAUGCAUCCUUACUUAAGGCAGUAGCAUUGCAACGAGAAUGAUAACAUCUGUAUUCUUAGUUUUAUGACAAACUGGAUCUGGUUACUCCCAUGACAAAUAACAGCUGUGACUUUUAUCUAUGUGAUCAAACAUUUACCUUCUGGCUUUCAAUAAUAUGAAUCAGAAUCAACUGAAUACCGUGGUAAUGACAUUUACAUAUUUAUAUAUACACAUAUAUAUAUAUAUAUAUACAUAAAUAUAUUUACUGUUUUGUUCAUCCUUUUAUUAUUAUUAUUAUUGUUUUUUUUCUCUUAGUCUUUGUUCUACAACUUCGCUCACUUAAUAUCCUCCCCAUAUUUGUGCGUAAUUCUCAUAUUUUUUACUACGAAUAUUUUCAGGAAUUCUGUUAUUUGUACUACUACUACUACUAAUACGAGCACUACUAUUUCCUUUAGUUGAAAGAACAACAGUAAAUAAUAUAUGCAUAUGUAACACUUUUGAUAAAACUUUUCAUUUACUCGCCAUGACAACCAGUGCACAAACAAUACAGUACACAAUACAAUACAAUAGAGUGGUGAUACAGUUUUGAUGUUCAAGGCAGAGCAAAAAACGAAAAAAGCCCAACAAAAGCAAACUGUGCACUUUUAGAGACAUGUGAAAUCGCAUAUAUACUUAGAGAUAAUUGUCUGGAAGCAUGCAUAUAUUACACGCAUACAUGCAUUGCUCAUAAUAUAUAUACUUGUAUAAUUUUGUCAGUUAUUUAAUUUAAUUUUUCUUUGUUUUGCUGUUGGGAUACAGUGGUGAUUAAUGUUAAUCACUGCUAGUGUUCUUUUUUUUUUUUUUAAAAAAAUUAUUUUUAAAUCUCCAGAAAUCUACUUUUUUAUGUUAUAUAUAUAUACAUAUAUUAUGUCCUUUAUAAUAGUGUGUUUAUUUUAAUUGACUAUUUACGUAUUUCUUUCUUCUCGCCUCUCUUUCCAACCUUAUUCUAAAAGAGAAGAAGCAGAAUGUUCGUUUAUUUGACAGGCCAUUUCAAAUUGUUACAUUUCUCCUCUUUUGAUUCCAUGUCAUACAAAUAAUAUUUUAAACAGGAGCAACCAUGACAGAUAUUUCAGCAAGGUUGACAAGUAUUAUCAGGAAGUUGUCAGUCAUUUUAUCUAUCUAUUUAUUCUUCUGGACUCUUUGUUCGCUGUUCACUACACCAAUGAACUUUGACAACACGUGUACGUCAGUGGUUCAGAGAGGUAGAAUGCUCGUCAACCACACGUGCUCCGGCGUUCGAUCCUUUUCAACCUCGCUAAGCUGGUCGUAAGGAGAGUAAAAGUGUUGGUGGUCGGGGGAGGAGGGUUGAAAGGUCUUCCCACAUCGUAAAAGUUAAAACAUCAGUGCUACCGAAAGCUGAAAACUCUAGCUUGAGGCACUAUGUUCCACUUGGGAUGUAAAGCAAUGCAAUAAUAAUGAUGAUGAUCUUGUAAAGUAAGCAAACUCUGUCUGUCUGUCUGUCUAUCUCUUUCUUCGUAUGUGCUUGUGUGUGUGAGUGUAAAACUAUUUGGCCUUCACGUUGUUAUCAUCGAGAUCAUACAAUACACAUACAGACACUCCAAGUGAUUUUUGUCUUCCUUUCUCGGACGAUUACUUUACUUCUCUAACUUUUAUAAUUUUAAUUGUUUUUUUCCCUUUUGUUUUCUAAAUUUCUGCGUUGUAUUUUUUUUUUUUGAAUUCUAUUGAUACAAGGUUCUUGCCCUAAGUGUACCACCAUCCUUGAAUGUUUAUACUUGUCAAUGAGUCAAGUUAAAAAUUAUUAUUAUUAUUUUGAAAAUACUGUUUACCUAUUAAUUUAUUUAUUGAGCAAAA
Trichobilharzia szidati is the source of this 3970-nucleotide messenger RNA. The record is from the annotation of a GenBank genome assembly. Lineage: Eukaryota; Metazoa; Platyhelminthes; Trematoda; Strigeidida; Schistosomatidae.